CAUGAUUAAAUAUUCUAACGGCUUGCCAAACAUUAUCGUUCGAUUAUUACAAGAACCAUAUCUUGCAGUGCUGCGCCCUCAUCUGGCAGCUCAGAGAAGUUUCACCCGUCUCCCAUAGCAACCAGACGCGCUGUGUCUGGAUACGAGCUGAUGGACCUUCGCAGUGUCCCCUCCGUGGACAACAGGGCGGAUUUUAUUCACCGUAAAGACGAACUUGAGUGCAUUAUUCUCUCUGUCAGUUAAAUGAGGCGUUUAAACUCACGUAGUGUUCUUCAGAGAUGUAGCCUGAUUUUGCAAAGUUAACAUCCACUUGUUUGGUUUUACAGUUUGGUGCAUCCAUUCUUUUCCCUUUUAUUUUUUUAAUAUUGGACAGAAGAUGUUUUCUGUGUUUUUGUAGAGUUAUGCUGCUCAUUGAUAAAAAGAAGAAACAUUUUGAGGAGGAGGAGGUGGUUAAAAAACUGUGCUCGGUGAAUGGGCUGUCCUAUGAAAAAAUAGCAUCUGAAGGGAGCAGCAUCAGGUCACUGGAGAUCUUCUUCUCUGGUUUCCCUCGGAUGGUUGGGCUCUCCUACUUCCCAAAUCUCUGCCAGCUCACCAUCGUGGACCAGAACAUUAACCAAAUAGAAGGACUUGAUGGCUCUCCGAUGCUCCAGGAGCUCUGGAUCGUUCAGUGCCAUCUCACUGAGAUAUCCGGACUGCAGAACUGUAACCAGCUGGAAAAACUGUACCUGUAUGAUAAUCAGAUCCAAGAAAUAAAUAAUUUGGAGCUGCAAGGCAACCUGAUUGUUCUGUGGCUGAAUAAUAAUUGCAUCACUAAGAUUCAGGGCCUGAACACAAUGAACAAUCUGAGGGAACUAAACCUUUCUGACAACUCCAUUGAAAAGAUAGGGCACAACCUUGAUCCCAAUGUCAACCUUGAGAUUCUCAAUCUGUCCGGGAACAAGAUCUGCUUCUUUAAGGAGCUGACCCAGCUUGCCCGUUUGCCCCACCUGAGAGAGCUAGUUCUGAAUGAUCCCACAUCAGGUCUGAACCCAGUGUGUCAGCUGUGCAACUACACCACCCACAUCCUUUACCACAUGCCGGGCCUACAGCGACUAGACAACUGGGAUGUCUCCUGCAAGCAAGUCAAGGAUGCAGCUGAGUCUGCAGUUAUGAAGAAACUGAUGUACUACAACAUGCGUGUUCGCUCUACCCGAAGGAACCUGACAGAGACUCAGGCUGAACUCACAGAAAGGAAGAAAAGUUUGAUGCAGCCGCCUGAAGAGUGGAUCAGGACUCUCAGUCACGCUCUCAAAAAUCUUGAACAGGAACUCUCCAUGUUGCCAUAUGGUCCUAAGAGUUCUACCUGUAAGAUGGAGACUGAUUCAGGUGGACUAAAUGACCAUAAAGAUGCUCUCACUGAAACAACUGACCUGAACACUGACAGCAGUGAUCCUGGCUUGGAGCACAAAAUACUCCUGAAGAUUGAAGCACUGAGGGAAAGACUGCAGCAAUGGACCAGGAGGAUGGAUGAGGUUCAGGUCUGGUAUGAGCAGGAACUGCUCCAAGCCAUGGAGCAGACAGAAUAUUUGGUGCAGUUUUUGUUGAUGGAGCUGGAAAGUGUUGGAAAUAUUCGUUUGGAGGAGGGCUGCUCCACAGAUCCUUGGUAUACUUUCUGUUGCCACCUCCUGCUCUCCCGCUUCUCUCCAUCGGAUUACAAGACCUUUAGCAUCGCCAACAUAAAGAUUAACAGAGUUUUCCGCAUCCACAACAGUGCUUUAAGGCUUCGCUUUGAAGACAAACUUCACAGCCUUUAUGCCAGCGAGGAAUCCGUUGCUGUCUCACACAGGAAUUACAGACAUCGACUGGAAUAUUUAUUCUACAUGGCUGACCCUGAGAAAUGUGGGAAAGAGCAAACUUUGUGCGUUUUAGAGGAGGGUUUGAAAACCACACACCAACUAAAGGUUUUAGAAGGAAAGGGUGCUGUCCCUUUAUCCAACAGUUUAGCUGUAACAGAACAGCCCAGAAUCAAGUUUGUGCUGCAGCAGGCCAGCCAAUGUCACUCCAUGCAAAAACCAGAUAAAAUCCCUUUUAGGCACGGUCAUGUUAUCAUCUGCAAAGUGUUUGUAGGUAACAGCAUGCCUAUUGGUGACGAUGAACUGGGAAACCUGAGCAGAUAUCCCAAAGUCUACUCUGUGUACUAUAAUUUAGAUGCCAAGAGCAGAUCUGCAGCAAGUGAUGAGAGACCCAGCUCAACUAAAACCCCUUCAGGCCCGGAGGGUCGUACUCCCCGCCGAAGGAGGUGGUUUGUGUUUGACCAUGAGCUCGUCCUGCCGGAGUACAUCAUACAUUUUGAAUACAUCACUGCGAACAGAGAAGAUCUGAGCUGCUAUGGACAGGGAGAUGAUUAUCCAUCUGCAGACAACGCAACGGACAAAGCCGCUCUCAGCAUGGAGCCAGCUCUGAAGCCGCAACCAAAACUGCUGAGCCUUGAUAAGAAAACACUGCUGAGUGUGGCCGGAGCACACAUCCUCAGUCAGAUCUCUGAGCUUAACCUUCAUGGGAACAGUCUGAGUAAAAUCAAAGAGAUUUCCAGCUUCUCAACUCUGAGACAUCUCACCAUCAGCUUCAAUAAGUUCACAUGCCUCGAUGACGUCUCCCACAUGCCCAACCUGGAGGUUUUGGACGCCAGCUUUAAUGAACUGGUGACUCUGGAGGGGCUGCGGUGUUUAGGGCGGCUCAGACAGCUCGACGUGAGCUGGAAUAAGUUGACCAAAGCCAGAGAAGAUGCGGGUGUGUUGAGGAAGCACACUCCUGUUUUGCUGAAACUGGACACCAGAUGUAAUGCAUGGAGCAAGCCAGAGGCAGUCAGAAUGACCAUACUAGGCCGUGUUACAACCCUCACACACCUGGAUGGUGUGAUGGUAACAGAGGAGGAGGCAGAUGAAGCUCUUCAGAUGGCUACUGUCUUCAGAAUUAACCAGGCGGCGGUUCUGGCCCACUCUCGUACCAACAGCGAACGUCCUCGAAGUCUCAGCCUGCUGUCGACUGCUCAGCUCCUUUCCCGUUUAGGUCCGGCUCCCUGGGGUCCCGGCAGAGAACUGGAGCCAGACUGGACUGCAAAGAUUACCACCCUGAACCUCGAGAACCAGAGACUUUCCAAACUUUAUCAUCUGGAUAAACUGGUGAACCUGCGCUGGGCCUCCUUCAACCAUAAUAACAUCUCAAAACUGGGCGGUUUAGACACUUGUCUCAAGUUAGAGGAGCUCUCCAUGAAGAACAACAGCAUCAGCUCACUCAAUGGUCUAACAAGACUUCCAUGCCUGAGAAACCUGAGCAUAGAUGAAAACCAACUAUCCAGCCUUGAUGGCUCGGUUCUGGACCAGCUGCCCGCUCUGACCUUUCUAUCUGCUGAAAAUAACUGCAUCACGUCCCUGAAUGGCAUCAAGAACGUUCGCUCUCUUCUAGAGCUCUACGUAGGAGGCAACCAGAUUUCUACAUCAAGAGACAUCUACUAUCUUAAAGGAUUGGAAAAUCUAAUCAUUCUGGAUCUUUAUGGGAAUCCCAUCGUGGAGAAACUGGAAAACUAUCGAACAUACGUUGUUUACCAUUUACCAUCCCUUAAAGCUCUGGAUGGAGCUGCAGUGGAUGCAAGUGAGAGUGAGAAUGCAAAGAACAUGUUCAGAGGAAGGCUGACCACUGACACUGUAGCAGAGAAGCUUGGCUACUCAAACUACAAAGAAAUCACCUGCCUGACCCUUCAGUCCUGCUCCAUUAGGAUGGUCGAUCUGUCUCCACCAGAAUUAUUUGUCAACCUGCGCAGCGUCAACUUAGAGCACAACAACCUCACGUCCUUCUCAGGCCUCAUCCACCUGCCCAACAUCAAAGCUUUGUGUCUAAACUACAACCACAUCGAGUCCAUUCUGCCGAGGCCAAAGCCUCAGGCUCAUCUGUCAAGCAGACAGAUUCUGUACAGCAAAGUCCACUCCAGUGGGUAUGGUCAGCAGAGCCCAUCCAGACCUGACAGGGAUUCUAGGCCCGCCAGCAGCCUGGAACCGCUGAUGGGAAGCCUGGAAGUGCUUCAUUUGAGUCACAAUGGCAUCUCCAAUAUGGCCAAUCUGCAGCUCAGCAGGCUCACCAAUCUUAGAGCACUCUUCCUCCAAGGCAAUGAAAUCAGCCAGGUGGAGGGCUUGGAAGGACUCCACCAGCUCAGGGAACUCGUGUUGGACAGAAACCGAAUUAAAGCUCUGGCCAAGAACUCCUUUGCAGCCCAGAAUGUCCUGCUGGAGCUGCACCUCGCGGAAAACCGUAUCCGAGAACUGAACCAUCUCCAUCCGCUGACGGAGCUGCACAAACUUUUCCUUGACAUGAACAAGCUGCAGGACAUCACAGAGCUUGAGAAAUUAGACGUUCUUCCCACCCUGACAGAGCUCUCUAUAGCUGGAAAUCCUGUUGCCAGAAACUCUCAGCAUCGAGCAGCAGUUGUGGUGCGUUUGUCGCAGCUGCAGGUCUUGGAUGGAAUCGUGGUCACUCUGGAGGAACGGACGAGGGCUGAACUCCUUAGUGGAGAUCCAUAUCAAAGCUCUCAGCACCCUGGAGCACAUCUGCCUACUGGUGACAUUCAUCUACCUGGACUGCUGCCACUUUGGCCUCCCAGCACCACCUUAAGAGGUAUAAAUGGGGGACUACACAACGCCAUGCUCGGGCACGACACCCCGCCAAGCAGUGCAGACGACAAUCAUCACACGCACCGAUAUCAAAAGCAUAAAACAAAUGUAGGUCGAAGCAUCCAAACUGACACCAACUUCAGACAGAGCAGAAAAACAAGAAACCACCUGCCAACCACAGGGCUCCUGUCUGAUGGGAGCAGCACCUGCUCCAAACAGGACCAGGACCACAGAUUCCCAUAUGAUGGUAAACCUCUCCCCAUGUAGCAGUGGGAAGAACGGCAGCAUUUACAGAUCAGCAUCACAAAACAGCAUCCAAACCGUGUUUCUGACAUGAUGUGUGUACCGUAAUACUCCGAGGCUGCCGGAUACCGAUACGCAGUACAUUCCCAUCAAAAGCACUUUUUGUGACUGCGACGUCAAUAUUUUUUCCACAUAUGUGGAUCACUAACCAUGGUAAUCUGAGGAUGAGAGGUAUUGGUGUCAUUUCAGCCCCCAUCCAAUCCUUUCCCUCGACCAAGCGAAAAAAAAAAACCCUGCUCACAGAUGGAAGAGCGUGUGAGGCUGGCAGGCUUCAUCCAUCAGGUCAAAUGCAUCCCCAACAAGUGGAUAAUCCAGCUUUAGAACACCUCUCUGUGGACAAUAAUCUGCAGUCACUCAGAUAAAGAUGUAAUCUUGAAUGAGGUCCAAAUGGAUUUCAGAGAUUGUCGGUUUCAUGUUGUUAGCCUCUUUUCAGAGAGCCAGCCCCAGUUGUAUCACUGACAGGCACAUUUUAUCAGCUGUUCCGAGUUAUAAAACCUGUCUGAAUAUGGAAGAUGUGUUCUUUAAAAUACACUGUUUAUUAAAAAUUUGAUCUGAGUUGAUAAGAAAAUAUAGUUACUAAUCUAAUAAA
This is a messenger RNA of Girardinichthys multiradiatus, 5535 nucleotides long. It is a transcript of the gene lrrc9, whose product is annotated as leucine rich repeat containing 9. The record is from RefSeq and is a predicted model, not a curated record. The transcript has 32 exons. Bases 402 to 4910 code for a protein of 1502 amino acids. Gene Ontology annotation, molecular function: protein binding. Lineage: Eukaryota; Metazoa; Chordata; Actinopteri; Cyprinodontiformes; Goodeidae.